GUCGCCAUUGCGAACUUACUUUGCAACUUAGGUCUAACUUCACUUUAUAAAUUGUUCGAUCAUCCAUCGUUCAUCAAUCAAGCGGUUAUUAUUUCUCUAUUUUACAUCUAUUUUUCAAUAUUGUGCCAAUUAUUGUUACGAUUAAGUGUUCAUCAUUGAUCAAUAGUCAGUAGAUAAGUUCUAAAUGCAAUUAAUCAGACGUUUAUGUUUGCAAACGUGCAUAUGCUUUGUUGUGAGAACCACCUUUAUCUGCUGUCAUUUCAAGCUGUAAGAGACAUUUUUUUGAUAAUGAAACAUAAGUUGUACAACAAAUGAUAAUUUAAUAAGCGGAAGACAGUACCGGGAGUCAUCCAACAGUAUCUUGCAUUUGAGUGCCGUGAUGCCAGUAGUGAUUUCAACCGGGGCAGCAUUCGGGAGAAUGUGCGGUGGUGUUUAGCCCUUGUGGCAAAGGACGCAAGAAACGAUUGAGAAUGGAGACGGUGAAGGACGAGGAGCGGCUGCGGCGGCUGCGUUUGCUGGAGGAGCGGUUGUGUGACCCUCGCUCCGCCGGCAACGUAGAUUGCCUGCUCGACACUGUGACUGCCCUGGUAUCCGACUGCGACCACCCGGCAAUACGUCGCAUGAAGAAUGUAGAGGCCUACACGAGCAGAUAUGAACAGUUUGCUUCAGAAGUAGUUGAUCUGCGUAUGAAAGCUGCUGACUUUGAUUUGAUCAAAGUAAUAGGUCGUGGUGCAUUCGGUGAAGUUCAACUAGUCAGACAUAAAUCCACACAUCAUGUUUAUGCCAUGAAACUCCUCAGUAAAGUGGAGAUGAUCAAACGGUCUGAUUCCACAUUUUUUUGGGAAGAAAGACACAUAAUGGCUCAUGCGAACUCAGAAUGGAUAUUAAAGUUGCACUUUGCUUUCCAAGAUCACAAAUAUCUAUACAUGGUGAUGGACUACAUGCCCGGUGGUGAUCUUGUUAGUCUUAUGUCCAAUUAUGAUAUACCAGAGAAGUGGGCCAAGUUCUAUACUAUGGAAAUUGUGUUAGCGUUGGAUGUUAUACAUGGAAUGGGCUUUGUGCACAGGGAUGUGAAGCCAGAUAACAUGUUAAUUGAUAAGUAUGGCCAUCUGAAACUAGCUGACUUUGGUACAUGUAUGCGUAUGGGACCUGAUGGCCUUGUGCGAGCCAGUAAUGCUGUGGGGACACCAGAUUACAUCUCACCUGAGGUUCUACAGUCUCAGAAUGGUGAAGGAGUCUAUGGCCGUGAAUGUGAUUGGUGGGCUGUGGGAAUUUUUUUAUAUGAAAUGCUGAUAGGUGAUCCACCUUUUUAUGCUGACAGUUUAGUUGGGACAUAUGGCAAAAUUAUGGAUCACCGAAACUCCCUACAGUUUCCUGACGAUGUAGAAAUUUCAAAGGAAGCUAAAUCACUCAUUCGGGGUUUAUUAACAGAUAGGGUAAAAAGACUUGGCAAGAACAGUGUGGAUGAGAUAAAGCAACACCCAUUCUUUAUUAAUGACCAAUGGAGCUUUGAUAACCUGAGGGAUUCUGUUCCUCCUGUUGUGCCGGAAUUAUCUAGUGACGAUGAUACAAGGAAUUUCGAUGAUAUUGAAAAAUCUGACGCAUUGGACGAAUCCUUUCCUGUACCUAAAGCCUUUGUGGGAAACCAUUUACCAUUUGUGGGUUUCACAUAUAAUGGGGAUUAUCAGUUAUGUGGAGGCAAGGCCAAGCAAGUUGAUGUGGUAGACACAAUCUCCAAUAAUCAUUUUAAUAAUGUUGGAUCUGAAUCUAUAUUGCAGCUAGAAAAACUCUUAGAAAGAGAAAGAGAUAUCAGGCGAAAGUUGGAAGAUAGGCAAGAGCAUUUGUGUGCUCAAGUUGAAGAAUUAGCAGAAAGAGAAUCUAGAAACAAAAAAAUAAUUACUGAAACAGACAAAGAACUGGCACUAUUAAGGCAUAAUAUAAAAGAAUUACAAAGAAAAACUGAAGUGGAAGCAGAAUCAAAGAAGAAAGCCGAAGCCAACUACCAUGAAGCGAAGCGGCGGUUGGAGGAGGAGCAAAGCAAAAGAGCUAAGGAAUUUAGUAAUUUACAAAGUUAUAAUGACAAAAUUAAUGCUCUCGAAAAACAGCUGACUGAAGUGCGUGAAAAGUUAAAACAGGAGUCUGAUGCAGCAGCAAAGUCUAGAAAACAAGCUGCCGAACAAUCAGCAGCUCAGGCCGCCGCGGCGGCGCUCAGCGACGGCACGGUCGCGAACCUGCGCGCUCAGAGAGAUAUCCUAGAGCGCGAGCGCAGCGCGCUCUCAUACGAGCUGGAAGCUGCCAAGGUAGCUAAACAGCGCGCGCUCGCACAGUCUGCUGAUGCCGUCAGCAGGUGGAACGCAGCUCAAGCUGAACUAGAGCGCGCGUCGACCAAGUUGACACAAACACUUGCAGAUAACCAGCAGCUUUCAGAGCGCUUAUCUUCACUGGAGAAAGAGUAUGCCUCUCUGGCCCACGAGCUACGGGCCGCUCAGCACAUGUACCAACAAGAAGUCCGCGCCCAUCAGGACACGCAGCGGUCGCAGAUGCUCUCGAAACAAGAAGCGAACCUCGAAAUUGUGAAAGGUGAUGUUUGUUCCCCGCCAGCGCUGCAAAGCAAGCUGAACGAAGAGAAGACGGCCCGGCAGCGCUCGGAGUCGCAGUGCCAGGAGAAAGACCGCCAGAUGUCCAUGUUGAGCGUGGACUACCGGCAGAUGCAGCAGCGGCUACAGAAACUGGAGGGAGAACACCGGCAGGAGAGUGAAAAGGUGAUCGGCUUAGCGGCGGCGUUGGAACAAGAGCGCGCCGCCCGCUUGCAAGCCAGCGGCGAGGCGGCGGCGGCUGAGGCGUCAGCGCGGGCCGCCACCGCCGAGUGCGACGCGCGAGCCAGGGACUUACAAGACGUGCGCUCCGCCUUGCACGAGGUCGAGGAGAAAUUGGCCGCAGCCAGCGCUGAGAGGGACAUGCAUUAUGCCAGGUGUGAAGAGCUCCGCAAGCAGUUCGAGAACGAGCAGCACUUCUGCCUCAUCUACCGCACUCAAGUGAACGAGCUUCAGCGCCAGGUCGAUGAGAACUCGCGGUCUACGCGCGACCUGGAGCAGGAGCGCGCUGGCCUCAUGCAUCAACUGCAGCUGGCCAUCGCCAGGGCUGACUCCGAGGCUAUUGCUAGGUCUAUAGCUGAAGAGACGGUCGCGGAGCUGGAAAAGGAGAAGACGAUGAAGGAGCUGGAGAUGCGAGACGCGCUGGCGCAGCACCGCAGCGAGCUGGCGGCGCGGGACGCCGUCGUGCAGGGCCUGCGGGACCGCGACCACGAGAACAGGGCCACUAUCGAUCUGCAGAGGAAGGAGGUAGACGAACUCCGCCGCAAUGGAACAGCGCUGGCCGAGCGCGUGGCCACCCUGCAGCGUCUCCAGGAGGAGGUGGACCGCCUCAACAAGAAGCUCAAUUCCGAGAACAUGCUCAAGCAGCAGGCCGUCAACAAGCUGGCCGAGAUCAUGAACAGGAAAGACAUGAACCCGACCAACGCCAAGGCGAAGAGCAAGAUGUCGGUGCGCAAGGACAAAGAUUACAGGAAACUGCAACAGGAGUUGACUCGGGAGAAGGAGAAGUUCGACCAACUUGUUGCCAAGCUCCAGCGGGACUUGCAGGACACGCAGCAACAGGUGGUGGAAGAGCAGCAGACCAGGCUGCGGCUGGCUAUGGAGGUCGACAGCAAAGACGUAGAAAUCGAGCAGCUCAAAGAGAAACUCGCGGCUCUUACCAGCGAGACGGCGUCCCAGUCCUCGGCCGACGCCGAGGACGGCGAAACCGAGCAAACCCUGGAGGGCUGGCUAUCUGUGCCUUUCAAACAGAAUAUUCGUCGCCAUGGAUGGAAGAAGCAAUAUGUAGUCGUAUCUUCAAAGAAGAUUAUAUUCUACAAUAGUGAAAGUGAUAAGCAGAAUACGACAGACCCUGUCAUGAUAUUGGAUUUGAGCAAAGUGUUUCACGUUCGAUCGGUGACGCAAGGCGACGUGAUCCGAGCGGACGCCAAAGACAUUCCGCGGAUCUUCCAACUUUUGUACGCCGGCGAAGGCGAGGCGCGACGCGAUGGGUGCGAAGCCGCGCCAGACCAGGACCAUCAGGGCAACACAGUCCAGCACAAGGGGCACGACCUGGUGAGCAUCACGUACCACAUGCCCACCGCGUGCGAGGUGUGCCCGCGCCCGCUGUGGCACAUGUUCCGCCCGCCGCAGGCCUACGAGUGUCGCAGGUGCCGCAUGAAGGUGCACGCGGAGCACGUGUCGGAGGAGGCGGGCGGGGGCGUGGGCGUGGCGGCGUGCAAGCUGCAGGCGGACCGCGCGCGCGAGCUGCUGCUGCUGGCGGGCGCGCCGCCCGAGCAGCGCCGCUGGGUGGCCCGCCUGGCGCGCCGCGUGCAGCGCUACGGGUACCGCGCCGCGCACACCAACCACGACCACACCAAGUUGUGCGGCAGGGACUCCAUGCGUUCAAACCUGAAAGCUGCGUACAUGAACGCGUCGCAGAGAAGCUCCACGCUGCCCGCCAACGCGUCCAUGCAGCGCCAGUGAGAACGCGCGCCUACCAACACUAGGAAUUGAAACUACCACGUUUGUACUAACAUUCCUUUCCUUGGAAAUGGCCGAUAAUGUAGAAUAAAGUGAUCAUGUUUUGAUAAACAUUUACCAAUUGUGUCAAUUAGGACGUACAGUUUAACAUUCGGUCAUUUUUAAAUAGAGCUUUUUACCCCCAUACUAAACAUAUCCGUCUCGAGUUCGCUCGUAGGUCCGUUGAUUAGUUCUUGAUAUUGUCACUUAUACAAUCAAAACACCAACUGUUAAUCGUAUACCUAAAUUUGAUGUAACAAUUAGCUAGUCUUCUAAUAAUAUUUAGGAAUUUUAUCAAAAUUAUUUACACGAUUUCAGCGUUACUGCUGUGAUAGUUAUUGAAUAAUAUUUAUGUUAAUAUUAUGUACUUAGAGAUACGGCUCAGUUUUGCAUAGGUUUUGCGAUACGCUGACGCAAUAAGCUCUGGGAGACGUUUGGAAUGCGUGAUAGCGCAAGUGUGGCUACGACGUAACACUGCUGACAGCGUUCCGAUAACGUAACAUGCUCUGCUCAUGUUUUGGGGCAAAUAUUUUUUGUGCCACUUAUUAUGUAUUGAAAAUUUAUGCUCUCUUCUUGAUUUGGAUAAUUUAUUGGAUUUGAAUUUAAAAUUUAUUCAGUUGUUUGACGAUAAGAAUUGAAUAUAAGAAAGAAUAAUCGUCGCCAUCAAAGAAAAAGUAGCGUCGUUUGAAGCAUGUUACAAUAAAUAAUGUUUCGAAUACUUGGUUAUGUAAAUAUUAGAUAUGAUAAUGUGUUGAUAUUAUGAUGUUUAUUACGCCUAUAUCUACGCGCGUUGGCUUUUUCAAAGGUUUUAUUUUAAUCUCAGUUCGUUUAGUGCUUCGGUGGUUCUUAAAAGUAGUGAAGGGCCGUUAACAGAAAGGAAGGUGGUAACCGCUGCCGGCAACAGUUACAUAAGACCAAGUUGAUUGUAUUAAGUUUGAUUGUCGGGCGGCGCAGGCGUUGUGGUAGAUUGUCGGAAUUAGUCGACGACCUUCGGCGCUUGUUCAUAUAAAUGUUUUCGCCGGUUACCUGCGUCGACACGUGCCUUUAAGCGCUGGUAGGCUGCCAGCUUUCUUUCUGUAUACCUACGGCCUAGGAUCGCAUAUCAAAGCGGUUGUAGAGUUGUUUGUGCCUUUUAUUAACGUAAAUUACAUGACAUUGUGUGUAGGAUGAAUUUGGAUUUGACUGUAGUGGUCGGUUUAACGGAAAGAGAAAAUAUUUUUUCGGUCAGGACAAAUUAUUGCAUUAUGUUUUAUUCCUUUUUAUUUUUAUACAAAGUCUAGUUUCUAUUUUUUAUAUUUUGACAGGCGUUCCAAAGCAUCGGACAUACAGGUUGAUAUUUUUUUUACUUUCGCAUUUAAUUUUAUUCGUAAACUCGUGUCUAUGUUGAUAAAUAAUUGAAUAAUGGGAUAAAUUACCUACAUGCCAAUAAUUUUCCAAAUAUCAACUAAUAUUCAAUUACCUACCUGUUAAUCAUCAACGUAUAAUUAUAUUAAACAAUAGUUAAGAACACUUCCGCCACUUAAUACUAAGUUCACCAAUAAUUAAUUGGAAAGAGAACUUUUAAUGUUAAAACGGAUAUAAGUCCACAUGGAGUGAUAUAUUGAUCCUAGAUUUACAAGUAGGACUAAAGUACACUACUGUAAAGUCCAAGCCGCAGGGAGUUAACCUAGAAUAAGUACAGUCGCUUCGCAUUUGCAAAUUAACGAAAACCGUGCCAUAACAUGUUUAGUUGAUUGUCCAGUAUAGUUGCUCAACCUUCUUGACCUGCGGGACUUUGCACUAACAUUGUCAAGCCCUAUGUCCUAUUUAACCUCUCUCUUUAUCCUAAGGGUAUUAGCAACCAUUGAGUGAGAGGGAAAAUAAGACAUUUUUCUUGUCAACGGCAGUGAAUAGACACGCAGCGCGGUACUUAAUUACAUAAGACUCACAUGGGCUUCCUCGUGACACAGGAACAAUUUAUAUUAGAAUGUAUUGAGCUUAACUAGACACCAUGUAGUAAAUUGUAACUUUUAACACCAUUUAUAAAUGCCUAAUUCUGUACAAAUUAAUAUGCUGUUUUGUAUCAUUAGAAAAUAUCACUAUUUGAUAUUCACAAACAAUUUACCAAUCAUAGAAAUAGUUUAUAUUAACUAUAUCGCAAUGUAUAUUACUGUGUAGACUCACUGAAGCAAUAAAUAAAAACAGUGUCUUAUUAAACUCAAUAAUGUGUGUUUGUAGAAAAUUGGUGCCAAAUAUAUUUUUAUUUUGGAAAAUGUACCAUGUAAAUGUGCAUUAAAAUCAUGGUUGUGUAAGUUAACACCAGUGUUAUUCGCCUUUCCUGCAUGUAGCCAUGUAUAAAGUACCAUUAUGAUCUGUUCGACGGUAACAAUAAUAUUUAGUUGUGAUCUGAAAGUACAAAUCGAGUGGACUCGCAUUAUGGUCCCGGCGCUUCGUUCGGUGUUUACAAAAAAGUAAUUUUAUUAAAGGGAUUUUCAGUUUUCUUCAAAAUCAGUUUUAUUUCGAAUUAACACAAUUAUAUUAUCGUUUCUCUUGUCGGCCAGUGAGAUUGAGAACAAUUUUUGCGCGAUUGAUCUGAUUUUUAAAAUAAGUUUGUUUUCUUCACCAGUGUUUUCAAACUUAUUCUGCAGGCAAAACCUGUCACAAAGUCGCUUAAAGUUCUAUAGGGUUAAAACGUAAGAUUUGUCUGAAAAAGCAGGGUUAAUGAUAAGUUGUGUGUAGCAGCGAGUUCUUCGCGCGGUCGCACGCAGGCGCUGUGGUGUACCUUUGGAUUAGCGAUUGUAGGAAGUUGACGCCCUGCGACCACCCGUGGUGCUAAAUGGAAGCAGGCCUCCCGACGCAACGUUGUUAUAGUGCUUCUUGUUAAAGGUUAAUGAACUGUUUAUUAUUGCUCUACUUUACUACUUUACAUUCCUGCAACGAAUGCUCUGUUGAGUUUUGUUUGUCUUAGUUUAUACUGACUCAGGUUCAUCUCUGUCGCUUUGUCCAGUUAUUGCUAUUGUAUGUUUUAUUAGUUUUAAGUAACCAAUCUCUUUCAUCUGUGUAUUGAAAAAAAUGUUAAAAUUACGUACUUAAGUUUCUGCAAUCGAUCUUUUAGUGUUACGCUUAUUUUUGAAAUGCAUUUUAAUUGUUAUGAGGGCAGCUAUCGUCGUCCGUGUUGUUUCAUUCCAUGCUGUAUCAUAUUAUACAUUGUGUUAACUUUCAGAAAUGGUUUUUGCCAAAGAAAAUUUCUAAAUCGCAAGUAAUGAUUUACGAUAAUCAUUUCAUUCAGAUUUCUUAGUCGAGUUUUUUUGAAAUGCUUAUGAUUCAGUGGACAACACUCCUGUUAUCACGAAGGUACGCGACCCAUCGUAUUAUACAUGUUUCUAAAAUUCACCCUCAAACAAAACACGUCAAACUAUUUUUCGAAAUAAUAGCGAUAAUGACGUAGGUAUCCUGUUUUAGCAAAUGUACCUCCAGAUAAAUAUAAAAUAAAACCCUUUUAUAACUGAGUUUAAUGACGGGUCGUAUACCUGGCAGCUAGAGUGUGAUCCAUUCAGCUUAAUAAUUAAUUAUACUGUUAUUUACUAUGCAUAAUGUGAAUAAACCUGAUUUUAUCAUAUGACAUUUUUCGGGAGUAUUUUUCCUCCAACCUAUAUAAAUGUUGGUUAUUCAAGAAAUACUCCCAAAUUGUCUUAUAAAUAAAUAUAAUCAUAUACAUUUAUAUGGAAUUGUCAUGAUUAUGUAAAUUAUUUAUUAUUGCUAUGUUUUACAUUCUUUCUAUUGUAAUAUUUUAUUUAUCAUGCUAAAAUUGCAAGUUCCUAACUUAGCUAGCUUCUGUGUAUACAUUACUUAGCCAAGCCGCUUCGCUGACGUAGGGAUCAUUGGUAUAACUGUUUAUAAUUAGUGAGCAAACCAUAAGCUAUAUUAAUACUGAUAAAUCUAUUUUUUCAUGUGUAGUAUAAUCUCCGCGACCUAGCGCCAUGACACGCUCGGCCGGUCCCAUUAUAAAUAAUGAUCAAAACUUUUGUGUCAUGCAAUACUAAACCACGUGCCUUAGCUACGGCCCACUCCCAUAUCACCUGGGCAGUCUAUUUUAUAUGUAUCAAUAGUUAUUAUAAUGUAAAUAUGUUUUGAAUAAACCGAUAUUUUAUGGAUUUUUUAAGGAAAUUGUAUAUUGUAAAGAUUUUAAUUAAUUUUAUCAUAAAAUUAAUGCCUAGCUAAUAAGUGCUACAUUCAUGGAAAAUAAAUAACAUUACAACAAAGAUAUUGUU
Messenger RNA from Amyelois transitella, 8845 nucleotides. RefSeq names its product rho-associated protein kinase 1 (gene rock1). Gene Ontology annotation, biological process: regulation of cell junction assembly; Rho protein signal transduction; embryonic morphogenesis. Gene Ontology annotation, cellular component: cytoplasm; cytoskeleton. NCBI's taxonomy places the organism in Eukaryota, Metazoa, Arthropoda, Insecta, Lepidoptera, Pyralidae. The transcript is spliced from 13 exons. The record is from RefSeq and is a predicted model, not a curated record. Bases 471 to 4559 code for a protein of 1362 amino acids. Gene Ontology annotation, molecular function: Rho-dependent protein serine/threonine kinase activity; small GTPase binding; ATP binding.